AUGACUGUUGCUACAAAGCCAGUGGACGAGCGGGCACCGCUACUUGGUCCACAACCGAGUACGGUAGACGCAAGCAACGAGUACCUACCCGAAAGCGAAAUCGAGGAUGACUCGGGUCGUAUCUCUGUAGCCAGAGCGGCGAUAUGUGUCGUUGCUUUGGGAUCACUGAUCUUCUUGCAAGCCGAUCUAGAUGCUUUCGAAAAGACCAGCUGGUUCACAUCAGCAUAUCUCAUCGCAGUAUCAUCUACAUCACCAUUGACUGGAAAGCUGAGUCAACUCUUCAGCCCAAGAAACUGCAUCGCUGCCAGUGCGAUGAUCCUUGGACUGGGUGCUCUUCUCACUAGUUUUGCCCAAACAUUCGCCAGCUUCAUCGUUGGACGCAUCAUUACCGGUAUUGGAGCUGCUGGCGUUUUUACUGUAUCCAUCAUUGUUGUGCUCGAGCUCAGUGGACCUACCAAACGUGGAGCUGUUAUCGGCCUUCUCAAUUCUGGAUUUACCGUUGGUGUCGCGGUCGGAGCCACCGUGGCAGGUGCAUUGGUGAACAAAGUUGGCUGGAGAGCACUUUUCUGGAUGCAAACACCGCUUGCUGUUGUUGCUGGUGCAGCACUCUACUUGGCAAUUCCGACUCAAUUCUCUGCUGCUAGAGGCAACAGUAAGGAGAGUAUCUGGAAAAAGCUAGGAACAUUGGAUUAUCUUGGUGCUCUCACCCUGACUGUCGGAAUUGUGCUGCUUCUUUCAGCACUCUCGAACCCUCGCCGCAUUCCUAUCUUGCCAAUCAUCUUCAGCAUCAUCGCACUGGCGACAUUCGUUCUCAACGAGAUGUAUCUGUCUACCGAUCCAAUCAUUCCAGUAACGCUACUCAAGUCUCGAGGCAUGGCCUUCACUUGCUUGGGCACGGUUGGCUUCAUGAUGGCCCGCUGGAGUGUGCUCUUCUUCACCCCUACCUACACCCUAGCAGUUCGUGGCUGGGCUCCCGCCGCAGCAGGCAGUAUCCUGAUCGCCACAAACGGAGGCUUUGCGCUUGGAGGCAUUCUUGUCGGUGUCUUCCACAUCCGUCGUCAGGGCAGUUUCUACAUUCCUUGUGUGAUAGUGUACCUCUUGUUUCCCUUCACCCUCGUCGGCAUUGCACUGCUCUCGACCGCUAAGGCUUCUUCGUCGCUGUACAUUCUGCUGCUGUUCCUGAACGGUCUCACUGUUGGUGCGGCGAUGAACUACACACUUGCUCAUCUUCUGCAUCUGACGCCGGCUUCGACACAUUACAUCGCUACCUCGCUCAUCGCCACCUUCAGAGGUUUCGCUGGAUCCUUUGGCUCGGCUAUCGGAGGAGGACUGUUUACUCGUCUGCUACGAAAGUCGUUGGAGGACAAGUUCGAUGACAGCGACGCAGAUCUCGUUCGCCGUCUUCUGGGCAGUCCAGCUAUGGUCAGUUUGUUGAAGGGAGCGAAGAAAGCCAAAGCCGUUGCUAGUUACGAGGAUGCGUUGAGAGGGUUGUUCUUGGCUGCUGCUGGGCUUGCACUUAUCAUGGUGCUUGUGCAGGCGGCGACAGGUUGGAAGGGUGUAGAAGACGAGCCCAAACCCCAGGAGGGAGAGGAGGAAGUCACGCAAUAG
Messenger RNA from Aureobasidium vineae, 1608 nucleotides. The record is from the annotation of a GenBank genome assembly. Lineage: Eukaryota; Fungi; Ascomycota; Dothideomycetes; Dothideales; Saccotheciaceae.